Messenger RNA from Ambispora leptoticha, 5385 nucleotides. The record is from the annotation of a GenBank genome assembly. Lineage: Eukaryota; Fungi; Glomeromycota; Glomeromycetes; Archaeosporales; Ambisporaceae.
AUGGAGUAUGAUGACGCGAUCUCUGAAGAUAAUGAGAAUACGUUAAAAGGGUUAGACGACCGCGCGUCUUUCUUUCUAUCCCAGUCGCGUACUCGCCAGUCAAAACGUCAAUCUGACGGAAAACAUAGUCUUGUUUCCAAAUCAGAUACGUUAAAAGGUACCUCUGGUGUCAUAGAAAUUGAUUCUAAGUACUUCUCUUCGAACGCUCAAAUAGAAGUCUUCGAAAACAAUAAAAAGAAUCCCGAUGUUCUUGCAAACGAACUGGAACGUGCCUCAAAGAUGUUGGUUUCAGCACAACAAAUUGAGAAUAAUUCUAUUGAUUCUAGUCAACAAAUUGAUAAAAAUUUUCAGAAAGAAAGAGAGUACAAUUAUGAGGACGAAAAUGAGAACAGCUCUUUCGGACAGAGUGAAUUUAGUGAUCCGCAGCAGUAUAUUCUCUUUCUUAAAGAAAAAUACGAAAAAAAAAUGCAAGAAAUGGCAACACGUAUUGAAGAGUUGGAAACGGAAAAAGACUUAGCUGAAGAAGAAAAAAUGGCCAUCGAGGAAGAUAAAUUUACCACAGAAGCCAAAGUGGAACAACUCGAACGUCAAGUUGCUGAUUUGAUGCGUCAGCUCGAAGAGCAUCACAAAGAAACCCAAUUUAAAUUGCAUGCUUCUAACGAAAAAAUUGCUGAAUUAAAAGAAAAGACGAAAGAGCUCAGAGAAGAGAAUUUAAUAUUGCAACAAGAACGCGAUAUUUUUGAUGAAGAAAAAAAAGAAUUAACGAAUCAAUUGGAAGAAUUAAGUAAUAAAAUUAAUGAUCUAGAGGGGAAAAAUAUCAAAUUAAGGCAUACUGUAGAACAUUUGGAAUCAAGAAAUACGAAAUUAGAAGCUGAGAUGCUAGAGGCUAACGACAGAGCUACCAAAAAAAUAUCUAGCUUAAUGGAUGAAGUAGGUCAACUUGGAGAACAAUUGGCUAUGGCACGGGGUCAGGGAGAAGAAUGGAUUGAAGAGUAUCAAAGAGAACAAAAAAGAAUUGAGUCGCGAUUGCGAGACCUAGGUGAGCAACUUCGUAAUGCAGAGAGACAACAAUUAUUCUUGGAAAACCAAAGAAAUUCUCGCUCGUCUCGUAGAGAUGAAUUAACACUUGAAAUAGAAAAAUUAUCCGCUUCAGUUGAGGAUUUAUCUCGUAAUUUGGAAAGAAAGAAUAAGGAGUUAAUCUCCUUGAACAGUCGAUAUAAAACGAAAAAGGACGAGCUCGCGCAACAGCACAAUAAAAUACACGAGGACAUUAAACAAAUUGAAGACAUUAAUGAAAAACUUCGCGAUGAUUUGGAAGUAAUUACGAAAGAAAGGGAUCAGUUAGAAAAUCAAAUGGAAACCACAGAAACACAAGCAAAUGACCUUAUAAAGAAAGUAGAAGAAUUAGAGGAACACAAGUCUAAUUUAACAGCACAAAUUGAACACUUAGGAGCAGAAAUAGCGAAUAUAGAAGAUUACCGAUCUUAUUUGCAGAAUCCAAGUAGCUUGAAUAAUGAAUUAAGCGAUACUCGUCUCUUGAGAGAAGAGAUUUCCAGACUUCGAGAUGAGAAUAAAAAACUCAGUAAUGAUAAAAAACGUCUUGACGAUGAAAAAUCCAGAUUGGAGAUUCAUUUGACUGAAAUGGCAGAUAUGGCACAGAAAUCAUCCGAUCAAUCAACAGAGAAUGCUCAGCGCAACCAAGAUGUAACGAUGCUGGAAACCGUAAAGGAGAUGGAAGAGAGAAUGACUGAAUUCGAAAACGAAAUCGUUGGAUUGCGAGCCGAGCGUGCAUCUCUUGUAGCUCAAUUGGCUGCUCAAGAAAAUCAAAUUUCCCUUUUACAUAAUUUACGCAUGGCAUUAGACCACGCGAAAAAACAGCUUUUAUCUCGAGAAAAUGAAAUCCAGGAACUUAAAUCAAGAAUUGAAUUGAAUGAAUUAAAUAUGAAAUCAAAGACGCUCCAUGAACGUUUAUUGGAUGAGUUGAAUGCAAAACUUGAUGAGGCACAUGUUGAAAUCGGCAAAUUACGUUAUCAGCUCACAGAGGCUGCCCAAAGGGCACAAGAUGAUAUUAGAGAUGCUAAAAUAACAGAACUCGAAUUUCAAAAAUCUGAAUUGGAGAAAAUAUUACGAAUUAGGGAAGAAUUAUUAAUGAAGGAGCAAAAUAAAUCAAGAUCUCGAUACUUCUCUAAUGAAAAUACACGUGGUGAAAUUAUCGAAGGUAUAAGCGGGCUCUUGUCUAAUACAUCUAAUUCAGUUGAUAAGCUUACAAAUUUAUCAUUUUCUCAUGAAAUUACGUGGUUGAGUGCCGCAGAAAUCUCUUUUCAUGGAUCGACGCCUGCUCGAAAUAAUGUAAAGAUUAAAUCUUUGCAACCUGACUUUCAAUCACUGAAAGCCCAAGUUGACGAUUUAAAUCAACGUCUAGAGACUAAAAAUAUAGACUUGGAAAAAGCUAUUUCGGCUGGCCGUGGUCUCACUCUUACCCUAGAAGAAGCACAAAAAAAAAUGCGUGAAAUGGAAGACUUGAUGCAAGAUUCGGAAAAAUCGAUGGUCAUUCUCCAACAAGAACUGAUCCGAAAACAAAAAUACAAUGAAGAAUUGGAGCAGCAGUUAAAAGAGUUAAAAUGUCUCCAGCAAGGUGGAGUAAUAGAAAUGGAAGGCAUUGACGUGCAAUCUAAUAAUAUUGUUUCCAUCCAUCAUAAUACAAAGUCGAAUCAAAGCAUGACGAUUGAAAAGGAACUUGAAACAACUCUGCAAAAGAAUAUGCAAACAGUAGAAUAUUUGGGCCAUUUGGUAAAAGUUGUCUCUCAGCAAAACAAUUUUUUGAGGGCAAGUAAUAAUAAGGUCGAUACAACUACAUCACCAAUCAGAGGGUCCGAUUCUAUGAAAAAUGUACAAACUUUACUUGAAGGACUAUCACAACAAGCUUCUCAAAUGCAGAAAAUGAUGGAGGACAAUGGAAAUAUUCUGAAAAGAUUGGCUUCUACUGCCCUUUCAGAUUCAUCUACAAAAAAACAAAAACGCCAGAGUACUAGAUUAAGUAGUAUUUCCCGAAAUGCUCCCAACUUGAAACAAAUUGACGAUACAAUUGAAAUUAAGCGAGAGGAUUUACAAGCUAUUGUACAAGCUGGGAAUGAUUUGUUUAAACACCCCGCGCAAUUUAUGUCUCGAAUUGACAAUUUUGCAUCAACUGUCUUGGAUAAUGAAGUACGUUCAAUCGAAUCUCGAGAUUUAUAUCAACUCAUCGGGGAACUUGCUCCAAACUUAGAAACUACCGCUAAAAAGAUAGAAACAUUGACUGGAUCGCUACAAAAGGUCUUGAGGGAGUUCAAAAGAAAUAGUGAAAGUGUAAAAGAAAACGUGGCUGCACAUCAAUCUGAAAAGUUCAACAUUUUAAUUACCAGUGUACACGAAUUAACAGCUAAUAAUAUGCAUUUGGCCAUGCAAAUGAAACAACUUGCUUCCGCGCUGAUUCCCAGUCAAAGGACAGAUGAAAAUUCAUUUAUAAAAAUUCCUUCUCUCGUUUCUAAUUUAUUGACCGAUGAACCAAACGACCAAAAUGAAGUUGAAAAAUUAAGAAAAUUGGUUGCCACACAAAGCCAAUUAAUCAGUGAUUAUGAGGCGACUAUUGAAUUAUUCAAAAGGAGUGAGCAGGAUGCGCAGUCAUUACGUGCUGCACUAAGUGCUAUAACGGAUAUUGAUCUAAAGGGUGCCGAAAACAAUAAUAAUCAACUCCAAUCUCAAAUACAGGAAUUUCGCAAUCUCUGGUUACAGGAAUCGGAUGCUAAUAAAUCUUUGAAGUUAGUCAUGAAAGAAAUGAAAGCCUCCGCAAAUAAAGAAGAAACGAAAUUACGAAAAGAAAUAGAAUUAUUAACUUCUCAAAUAGCAAAUUUAUCAGAGAAAUUACAAACAUUUAAACUCCGAGCAGAGAAAUUCGAACAAAAAUUCCGAGAAAAAGAAGAAGCUUUAAAAAAUCAUACUGAGAUUGAAAAAAAAUUACGCCAGGAACGAGAUGCCAUGAUAAAUGGACAUGCACGAGAACUUGAAACAUUGAAACAUCAUUGGGACAAAGAGCGUGCGAUGCUUACCGAAUCUACAACAAAAACCAAGACUCAACAAUUAGCAACAAUUGAGGGGAACCAUAAGGAACUAGAAAAUACGUGGAAACAGGAGAAAGAAACAUUGACGAAAAAAUUGCGAGCACAAAAGGAAUCAUUUGAGCGGGAGAAUAAGUCUCUUCAAAAGGAAAUUGAAAAAUUAAAUUCUAAGCUUAAAGAUUUUGAAAUUGAAAUUCAGUCCAUCACCGCCAACAAAAGACAGUUAACUUUGGAAAAAGCUUCUUUAAUUAAAGAAAAAUCAGAAUUGCAGCAGCAAUUGGAUAACUUUUAUAAAGAAUCCGAGCGUUAUCGAAAGAAAAAUUCUUCGGUCGCGGAAUUGGAAAAUCGUAUGCGACGUCUACAGAAAGAAAAAGACGUGAACGCAGAACGAGCAACUCAAAAAAUCGCUGACCUUCAAAAAGAAUUACAAGACACUGUAGAUAAGGUCUCCAAGUUAACAAAAGAAAAGAGCGCGCUUACAAAAGAUAAAUCAGAAUUGAAUCGAAAAUAUAUGAUUGCCGAUGAGAUGAAGGAUUCACUAGAAGCUGAAGUACGUGCUAACAAAGAACACAUGAAAGCGCUUGAAGUAGAAAUUCAGAAUUUGACUGAUCAAUUACAAUCUGAAAGACGUGAUCAUCAAUCUAAAAACGAGCAAUUAUCCCGAUAUGAAGAUGAAUUGCAGGCUCAAGAACGACUCCGGGAAGAAGUCGAACAGUUGCAAGAUACUCUUUCACAUGAAAGAAAUCAACAUCAGAUUCAAAUAUCGAAAUUUGAAUCGUUGUUAAAUCAACGCAGAUCAACUUCAGAUUCUUCAGAAGAAGUAAAGAAACUCAAUUGUGAAUUGUCUGCUGCAAAUUCUAGGAUUAAAGAAAUUCAAGAAUCUGCGCACACUGCUAUCAAUUCGCUCGAAGAAGAAAUUAAAAUUACAAAACAACAACUUGUCUUGAUACAAAGGGGACAGACUAAUAAUCAUUUACGGGCACAAGAUUCAGCUAUUGCACUUAUAGAUAAAUCUGAAAUUCAGAAAUUCCAAUUGGAAUUAAAUAAAGAACGUAAACGCCACGCCGAGGAACGUAGUCUGUUAAUAAAAGAGGUUCGUUAUCAAAAAGCGAAAUGGGUUCGCGAAUCCGGUUUUCGAGCCGAUUUAAGUUACCAAAAAAAGUUCAUACUGCUUUUGCUUGGUGGCUUAGAAUCAUGUGCUGUAACUGCCAUAAUAGCGAUUCAACGAAUGAGAAUUCUAAAAAAUUCAUGGAAUCAAACUCGAGAUUUAAAACGUCUUACACAACAGUAA